Messenger RNA from Solea solea (common sole), 1981 nucleotides. RefSeq names its product RNA-binding protein Musashi homolog 1. Bases 280 to 1335 code for a protein of 351 amino acids. Gene Ontology annotation, cellular component: cytoplasm. NCBI's taxonomy places the organism in Eukaryota, Metazoa, Chordata, Actinopteri, Pleuronectiformes, Soleidae. Gene Ontology annotation, molecular function: RNA binding. The transcript has 15 exons. The record is from RefSeq and is a predicted model, not a curated record.
UAGCUUGACUUAGCUGGAAGCGUGGACAGAGUGGAGGAGGAAGAAGAGGAGGAGGAGGAGGAGGAGUCUGUCCCAGCUCUGCAUCUGGCCCGCUCCCCUCUGUCACCCCGGGCCAAACCCGCCCAGCUCCACUCACUCACUCACUCACUGACUCUCUCUCUCUAUCGCCGCCUGUUUUCCCGCACUGUUCGGCCCGGACACACUCACUCAUUCACUCACUCACACAUCAACACACACACACACUCCCUCACACUCUCUCUCACACAGCGAGGACACGGAAUGGAGACGGAAGGGAGCCAGAGCAGCCUGUCCCUGUCCACCGCGGACUCCCCUCACGACCCCUGCAAAAUGUUCAUAGGUGGACUGAGCUGGCAAACAACACAAGAGGGUCUGAAGGAGUACUUCUGCAAGUACGGCGAGGUGAAGGAGUGUAUGGUGAUGAGGGAUCCGGUUACUAAGCGCUCGAGAGGAUUCGGAUUCGUCACCUUUGUCGAUCAGGCUGGUGUGGAUAAAGUUUUGGCCCAGACCAGGCACGAGCUGGACUCCAAAACAAUCGAUCCGAAGGUUGCAUUCCCUCGCAGAGCUCAGCCCAAGUUGGUGACUCGAACCAAGAAGAUCUUUGUAGGCGGCCUGUCAGUGAACACAACCAUCGAGGAUGUCAAGCAGUACUUUGACCAGUUUGGGAAGGUUGACGACGCCAUGCUCAUGUUUGACAAGACCACCAACAGACACAGAGGGUUCGGCUUCGUGACGUUUGAGAACGAGGACGUUGUGGAGAAAGUCUGCGAGAUCCACUUCCACGAGAUCAACAACAAAAUGGUGGAGUGUAAGAAAGCUCAGCCCAAGGAGGUGAUGUCCCCCACAGGCUCAGCCAGGGGGCGCUCUCGGGUGAUGCCCUAUGGGAUGGACGCCUUCAUGCUGGGCAUCGGUAUGCUGGGUUAUCCUGGCUUCCAGACGGCCACGUACACCAGCCGGAGCUACGCCGGCAUCACUCCUGGAUACACCUACCAGUUCCCCGAGUUCCACUUAGAGAGGACUCCCCUUCUGACUUCACCCCACCCCCCUGAGCUCACAGCCAUUCCUCUCACAGCAUAUGGACCAAUGGCAGCUGCGGCGGCAGCAGCAGCAGUAGUCAGAGGUUCUACCCCAUCUCGCUCAGCUGGAUUUUUGGGCACGAGCAGCCCGGGCCCGAUGGCAGACCUGUACGGAACCGCAGGUCAGGAGUCGGCUGUCAGCAGUUACCUCAGCGCUGCAAGCCCCGCCCCCAGCACUGGAUUCAGCCAUAGUUUGGGGGGCCCUUUGAUCGCCACAGCCUUCACUAACGGAUAUCACUGAGAGACAUCGCUGUAGACCCGAGAGCUGGGAGGAGCUGAAGCUGCUCUGGAGCUGAACCUGGGCCGUCUCUGUCCAGUCCACCUCUGCAGCUCCACGAGUGUCAGCGCGAACGCAGCCGACCCAACCGACGCCUCACUAAACUCCGAGGAGCGAAGACGUUUUAUCACUGUAUGUAAUAGCAACACACGCCGAUGCUGAAGCUUAAGUGUUUUGUUUUGUUUUUCCUGCUGUUAUGUCAUUUCCCCUGUUUUUCUUCUUUCUUUUUUUUUUGUCUGCGUUUCUUGAUCUGUCCUGGCUGUAUUUUAUUGGGGUUAUUUGAAACUUGUGUCUCUCUGAGAUGAGCGGAGUAAAUUCUCCGCGUGGAGCCUGUUUGAAGGUGAAGAGCUGUUCAUUUGUACUGGAAGAAAAACAAACAAACUGUAUAUUUGUCUAGUUGUCUAUACUAGUUCAUACUGAAUUCUAACAAAACAUUUGUGAUUAAUACUAUUUCUUGAGAAUGUGUCACAAAGUGUAUAUCUUGGUAGGUUUUUAACAAAAAAGACUUGUUAUACUAAUAAUAAUGUUCAGACAAAGUUAGUCACAGCGCCAUGAAAUGCCUACAUGGGCUGUAUAAUUUUGUAAAAUAUUGUAAAUAUGACUGGUUUUG